Juglans microcarpa x Juglans regia is the source of this 3664-nucleotide messenger RNA. Its product is annotated as kinesin-like protein KIN-5B. The transcript is spliced from 24 exons. Gene Ontology annotation, biological process: microtubule-based movement. The record is from RefSeq and is a predicted model, not a curated record. Gene Ontology annotation, molecular function: microtubule binding; ATP binding; plus-end-directed microtubule motor activity. The coding region runs from base 213 to 3368 and encodes 1051 amino acids. Lineage: Eukaryota; Viridiplantae; Streptophyta; Magnoliopsida; Fagales; Juglandaceae.
AAGAUUCAAAAGAAACACUUUGCCUUUUUUGAAAACGCCCUAGAUUAACGGCACAAAUAUAAUUUUACGAUCUUAGAGAGAGAGAGAGAGAGAAGCAAGAAUUGGGAAAGCUCUUUUCGUUUCGCUCUUUCAUCAGAUUCUCCGUGCAGUCCGGGGUUUUGAUCAAAAUCAUUUUUUUUCCUCGGCGGAACACUGUAUCCAAAUUAUUGAAGAUGUCACUCACUCCUGAUCAAUCUAAGAAAGUGGGAUCGGGGAUGACACCGUCUCCCCAUCCUUUUCUUACCCCUCACCCUGAACGGCGGCGUAUGGACCCGAGAAUGGUAGAAUGGAACUCAAACCGUCAGGACAGGGAUAAAGAGAGCAAUGUGCAAGUUUUGCUAAGAUGCAGGCCUUUAAGUGAUGAUGAGCAAAGGUUGAAUGUGCCGAAGGUGAUAUCAUGUAAUGAUCACAAAAGAGAAGUCACUGUUUUGCAAAACGUAGCUAAUAAGCAAAUAGAUAGAGUUUUCACCUUUGACAAGGUUUUUGGCCCCAAAGCACAGCAAAGGUCUAUAUAUGACCAGGCAAUUUCACCAAUUGUUAAUGAAGUCCUUGAGGGAUUCAACUGCACUGUCUUUGCAUAUGGGCAGACUGGCACUGGAAAAACAUAUACAAUGGAGGGUGGGAUGAGAAACAAGGGUGGGGAUUUGCCUGCGGAGGCUGGAGUUAUUCCAAGGGCAGUUCGUCAAAUUUUUGAUAUGCUGGAGACACAGAAUGCUGACUAUAGCAUGAAGGUGACAUUUUUGGAACUGUACAAUGAAGAAAUAACUGAUUUACUGGCUCCCGAAGACAAUUCAAGAUCGACUGAAGAUAGACAAAAGAAACCGAUUUCCCUGAUGGAGGAUGGAAAGGGGUGCGUGGUUAUAAGAGGUCUUGAGGAGGUAGCCGUGUACAGUGUGAGUGAAAUUUAUACUCUCUUGGAACAAGGGGCAUCCAAAAGGCGUACUGCAGACACCUUGUUAAACAAGCACAGCAGCCGUUCUCAUUCCAUCUUUACCAUUACUGUCCAUGUAAAAGAAGCAACUGUUGGUGAUGAGGAGCUAAUUAAAUGCGGCAAGCUUAAUCUUGUUGAUUUGGCAGGAUCAGAGAACAUAUCUCGCUCAGGUGCACGAGAGGGUCGGGCAAGAGAAGCAGGGGAGAUAAACAAAAGCUUACUCACCCUAGGCCGUGUUAUAAAUGCACUUGUGGAACAUUCUGCUCAUAUACCUUACAGGGAUAGCAAACUUACCAGGUUGUUAAGAGACUCCUUAGGGGGCAAAACAAAAACUUGCAUCAUCGCUACAAUUUCUCCAUCUGCUCAUUGUUUGGAAGAAACUCUAAGCACUUUAGAUUACGCCUUCCGUGCCAAAAACAUAAAAAACAAGCCCGAGGCCAAUCAAAAAAUGUCCAAGGCUGUGUUGCUUAAGGAAGUGUUUUUGGAAAUUGAGAGAAUGAAACAAGAUGUUCGAGCAGCAAGGGAAAAGAAUGGUGUUUAUAUUCCGCAUGAAAGGUUUGCCCGAGAAGAAGCCGAAAAGAAGGCGAAGAAUGAGAAGAUUGAGCAAUUGGAGAAUGAUCUCAACCUCAGCGAGAAACAAGUGGAUACAUUUCGUGAGCGCUAUUUAACUGAGCAAGAACAGAAACUGCAUUUGGAAAGUGACCUCAAAGAAUGCAAGAUAAAUCUGGAAAACAGUAACAAGUCAUUGCUUGAUCUUCAAGAAAACUACCUGUUAGCCAUCACAACAUUGAAGGAAAAGGAGUUUAUUAUUUCCAAACUGUUAUGCUCAGAAAAAUCUUUAGUUGAACGUGCAAAGGAGUUGCGCACCAAUCUGCAGGGUGCAACAGAGGAUAUAUCUUCACUGUUUGCAAAAUUAGAACAGAAAGACAAGAUGGAAGCAGAGAACCAGAGCAUGGUUUUGAAUUUUGGUUCUCAGCUGGAUCAGAGCUUAAAAGACCUGCACAGGACCAUCCUGGGGUCAGUUUCUCAACAACAGCAGCAUUUAAGAUGCAUGGAAGAACAUGUCCGCUCAUAUCUUGCUAGCAAAUGUGAUGUAACACAGGCGCUUGAAUUAAGAAUUAAGAAAAUGACAGAGACCUAUACAUCAGGAGCAGCAACCUUGAAGGAGCUUGCCAAUACGCUGCAAAGGAAAGCUUCCUCAGACCUGGAGCAGAUAAAUUCUACAAUCUCAAAGCAGGCAAUGGCAGUUGAGAAUUUGCUUAUAACUUUGGUUUUGGAGGCCAAGGAGGUUAUUGGUGACAUCCAAAACUCUCUUGAUGAACAAAAACAGUUGCUGGCUUUCUCCAGUCAACAACAGGAGGAGGGGUUACAACGCAGUUUGGUUUCAGCACAAGUAAUUUCAAAGGCAACCAUGAGCUUCUAUAAUAACAUUCACAAUCGUGCUUCUAAAGUAAUGUCAAUACUUGAAGAAAACCAAGUUGAGAGAUCCCACCAAUUAAUAAACUUUGAGGAGAAUUUUAAGGAGGAGGCUGCUAGAGAAGAAAAAAUGGCUUUGGAGAAAAUUGCGAGAAUAUUAGAAACCUUGACAUCUAAGAAAACAUAUAUGGUCUCAAAGGCAUCAAGGAACAUCCAGGACUCAAGUAUACAAGAGAACACGAGAUUGAAGCAUGAGAUUUCCAAGAUGCAGCAAGUUUCAACUGUUGCUAAGGAGGAGUUGAUUGAAUACGUGGAAAAGGUGGAAAGUCAUUUCAUGGAAGACACAUUCUCAGCCACUGAGUCUAGGACUGUCAUGGAAGAUUGUCUUUAUGAGUGCUCAAAUAGAGUGGAUUAUUCUGGGAAGCAGUGGGAAAAUGCACAGUCGUCCUUAAAUAGUCUUAUUAAGAUUGGUAUUUCAGAUAUUGAGUCUAAUAUAAUGGAAAAUAUAUAUGCAAAUCAUUUUGCACAUGAAGAAUUUGUGUCUGCGUCAUCCUCAGUAAAUGCUGAUCUUGAUGCUAGAGCCUGUGACAUUCUUGUAGCUGUUAAAGAUUCUUUGAUCCUGGAUCGUGAAAAUAAGAAGGAAAUAGACUCUAUGACAACCUUGUGCUUGGAUCAGCUUAAACUGACACAGGAAAAGCACGGUGGAAGUAUGUCAAAUAUCCGUAGCCAAGCAGAAAAGUGCCUCGUAAAAGAUUAUUUGGUCGAUGAGCAUACUAGCGCAACACCUAAGAAGCGUGAUAUAGCAGUGCCAAGUUUGGCAUCCAUUGAGGAGAUGAGAACACCCAUCUUUGAAAUCGAAAACAAAGAUAAUAAUACUUCAGCGGAUGGGUUGAAAUGGGCCAUCACUGAAAGCAAGAUCCCGCAUCUGGCAGCCUCACCUAUGCUUCAGAGAACUCCCUUUGCUGAUAUCAAUCGAUUUUGACUACAAGGGUUAGUACCUUUGAAGACCAUAUAUGAUGGAAAGCGACAGAUGUGGUUGUUUUUAUGUCAAUCAAGCUCUUUUAUUUCAAGAUUAACGUGCUCAUCAUCUGAUGAAUACGAGUCUAAAUAUCCUCAAGAGUGAAAUGUUUUAGAUGAGACAACAUGUUUAUGCAAGAAAUUAAACCAGGGUAGUAUGUGUAACGACGUGUAUGAUGUAUCUUAUCUAGAAGCUGAAUAGUUGGGUAUAAAAGUUAUUGAAUAUAUAUAGUCCUAGCCAUGCCGAAUGUUCUUUUUGCC